Messenger RNA from Moneuplotes crassus, 1338 nucleotides. The record is from the annotation of a GenBank genome assembly. Lineage: Eukaryota; Ciliophora; Spirotrichea; Euplotida; Euplotidae.
AUGAAGUUAUCUAAUGUCGGCAAGGACUUAGUGGUAUCAUAUGUCACUUUUGACGGCAUGGUGAAUGCCUUAAUGAUACUAAACCAGCUGAUGAAUGGAGCGAUGGCUAAUUUCUCAAAUCCAACAAUGAACACACGUAUGGGUGCAAGGAGAAGCUUAACCUUUUUCCAUCGUCACUUCUGGAUCACUGUCCUGAUUUUCCUCAUGGCACUAAUGAAGAGGCAAAUUAAGCUUCCAGGAAAAGAAGACUUACACUUUAUUCUUAUUGCUGGGACAUUGAAUGUGUUCCUAAAUAUGCAGUUGAAUUCAAAGAACUUUGGUACUUUCACAGUGCCAUUUACAGUUUUGUUUCAACCAAUGUUCCCUGUAUUUGUGCUGAUUGGGCUCAUUGCUCUUAGGCUUGAUAAAUGGACUCCCAGGAAAAUUAUUGGCUGCAUUUUAUGAGUCACAGCUGUUCUCUUCUAUGUGACAAUUUAUAACAUAAACGAUGAAAAUAGGUUCUUUAAGAACUUCUUUAUGCCGAUACACAUGCUCCUGCCAGCAUGUGGUGGUAUCUCAUUAAGAUUCACAGUUCUCAAGAAGAACUUAGGAAUAUUCAAUAUUGCCUUCUGGGCUUCCUUUUUCGCAACAAUACUUGCUUUCUUCUACUACUCGAUGCACUAUUGGGUGGAUCCCCGUCCUCCGUUCUUCAGCCCAAGCUACCAGCUUGGGAUCAUGAGAAUCGCAAUGAUUUGGAUCUUCAGAGUUAUCGUUGACACCUUCAGUUUCCUAACAUUCAUAUACUUUACAUCAAAGAAAAAGAUUGCUAAAGCUGCUUGCUUUGUCACCCUAAAUGGCUUCUUUAUUAUCAUAUUUAACAUCCUUAUUGGAACCUAUGACUACUGGAUUUAUGGGUACUUGGCCUUUAUUUAUUCAGGCUACCUCCUCAUUGCUUAUGAUAGAAAGAGAGUAGCAGAGAAAAAGAAUAGAGGACUUAUUAAAAUCAGGUUUAUGUCUUAUAUUGACCAGCAGCAUAAAGAAAUCAAGUACUCUGAUUUUAAGUUCAACCCAGAGAUGGAGAAUAAAGAACUUGAAGUAGCAGCCAAACAAGCUUCUCAUCACGAGAAAAGACUGGAGUUGUCAAGUCUCAGCAGAUCAGUUAGCGCAAAGAAUGUUGACUUUAGGGAGAACUAUUUCGAUGAUGCCCCUCCUGACAGAAGAACUAAGGUAAAGACCAAAGUUAUCAGUAAAGACCAAGAGGAAUGCUUACACCAAACAUAUCAGUCCUUAAUAAAGACAAGGAAGAGCUUGGCUAGUCCCCCAGAUUCUUAAUAUAAUUUGUGCACAAGGUCUUUCUCC